GCUCCCAGUGUGCAGGGGCCCAGUGUGCAGGGGCCCGGCAGCGAGCUGCUGGUGUGUCUGUUCUGCCCCGAGUCCGUCCCCCUGCGGCAGAAAGACGUCCUCCUCAAACACCUGCUGCUGGAGCACAAGCUGGUCAUCGCAGACGUCAAACUGAUCGCAGACCUGCCAAAAUCUCAGGUUCUACCAGCAGGUCAAACUGGUGAACUUCAUCCGGCGGCAGAUCCACCAGAGUCGCUGCUACGGCUGCCAGGAGAAGUUUGACUGCAGAGACGCCGUCCUCCGUCACAUCGCGGCUGAAGGUCACAUGAUGAAGCUGCCGGACGUGUCGACCUGGAACCAGCCGCAGUAUUACUUCCCCACAUACGAGAACGACGCCCUCCUCUGUACCCUGUCCGACAGCGACGAGGAUCAAAGCCAAGAGACGAAUCACAGCGAGGACGUCCCGGUCAUCGCAGAGGACAUCUCCAACCUCAGAGCGCUAAAACAGAGCAGCGUCCUCAACCAGCUGCUGAAGAACAGAGGCUCCUGCAGCUAGGACCACGGACAGUUGGGACACCAGGACUGUUGGUGCUCCAUCCGUCAGUUGGAAGAUAAACGGACAGCACUGCGUUUUCCUGCAAAGAACUAAUAUCAGUCAUUACGCACCCUGAACUCGCACUUUAAAAGCUGCCAGAAGCCUUUUCAGAAGUGCAGCUGCGGCUCAGAUGUUCCAGUUCAACCUUUACUUGCUACUAAUUUCCAUUCAAGCAAUAAAGAUAAAUACAAACAUG
Molecule: messenger RNA, 770 nt
Organism: Morone saxatilis (striped sea-bass)
Lineage: Eukaryota; Metazoa; Chordata; Actinopteri; Moronidae
Gene: znf277
Product: zinc finger protein 277
Source: RefSeq, a predicted model, not a curated record